AUGGCGUUCUUUGGAGUUUUAAAGGAUAGAGCGUUUAAUGUACUUAAUCAAGUCAUAUCGGAAAACAAGCAUGGGUCUGAAAAUUUGAGUAAAGAGCAGAAGUUUUGCCAGAAAUUCAAUAUUCCCGACGAUGAAAGAGUCAUUAUAGAGGCAGAUGUUAUUCUUGAAGUCUCCAGCUUUCAACCCGACGACGAGGCGAUAGCCGCAGCACGAGCGAAAGGAGGUAAUUUGGGCUCAGCAAGUAAAUCAAGUAGAAGAAAAAUAACGAGCCAUACACGCUCUCAGGGUACAUUGUACUUGACCCAACACUUUCUUCUAUACGCCGAUUCACGCGAUUCCCGUCAUUGUUCGUUUUCACUACAAUUAUCUAUUGUAAAGAAAUUGGAAAGAGAGACUUCGGCAUAUGAUAAUAGACUCUUGAUAUCGUUGAGCACAACGAGCCGGUUGCUUUUACGCAUUUCGUUUGAUGGAUUGAGAUCUGAUAAUGAACGAUUUGCCUCAGAUUUAUCCAUGGCCUUAAAAAAUAACCAUCCAAAUAUAAAAAAACUUGCCAAGUUUGUUCAAGCAAGCUAUUCAGAGUACCUCUUGUCCAAGAAUCACAUGUCAAGCACAAAAAUAGAGCACGUACCACCAGGUGGCUUGGGGUUGGUUUUUAAGUUUCCGGGAAACCCGAAGGAAUCGAGAGACAAAACCAAGUUGAAGUUUUGGUUUGAUCUCUUUAUCGAAAAUGGAAGAAAUUUGUCGUUGAUCAAAACAGAAAUGUUCUACAAACUAAUUAGAGUGGGGCUUCCAAAUAGAAUGCGUGGUGAAAUUUGGGAGCUUUGUUGUGGAUCGAUGUACUUGAGGUUGGAAAAUGAAAACUUUUACGAGAAGAUAUUGGAAAGUAAUAGUGGCAAAUCAUCGUUUGCAAUUGAGGAAAUUGAAAAGGAUUUGAAUAGAUCAUUACCGGAAUAUGCAGCUUACCAGUCAGAGGAAGGGAUUGGCCGGCUUCGCAGAGUUUUGACUGCAUACCUGUGGAAAAACCCCGAGAUUGGGUAUUGUCAGGCAAUGAACAUUGUGGUUGCUGCGCUCUUGAUUUAUAUGUCCGAGGAGCAAGCAUUUUGGUGUUUGAAUGUUUUGUGUGACAGAUUAGUACCUGGAUACUAUUCAAAGACAAUGUACGGAACACUUUUGGAUCAAAAAGUUUUCGAGUCUUUAGUGCAAAAAACUAUGCCAAUGCUUUGGGACCACAUUGUUAAAAAUGACAUUCAAGUGUCUGUUGUUACUUUGCCGUGGUUUUUGUCUUUGUAUUUAUCAUCAAUGCCAUUGGUUUAUGCUUUUAGAAUUUUGGAUAUUUUCUUUAUGCAGGGCCCAAGAACUUUGUUCCAAGUUGCUUUAGCAGUGUUUAAAAUCAAUGGUGAAGCUUUACUCAAGUCUGAGGAUGAUGCUUCAUUCAUUUCUAUCAUUAAACUGUAUUUUGGUUCCUUGGAUACUUCAGCACACCCUUCAUCACCUCAAUUGAAAUACCGUAAUAUCACCAAAUUCCAAGAAUUACUUGCAGUAGCUUUUAGAGAGUUUUCAGUUGUCGAUGAGGAGAUGAUCAAUACACAUAGAAACAGACAUAGGGGUACCAUCUAUCAAAAUAUCUCAACAUUUGUCAAGCGAACUGAGAUUAGAAACUUGCCCAAAACCCCCAACAUCUCUCUGGAAAACUUGGACCUGCUAUACGACCGAUUUUACUCCCUGGUGGAGCAAUCGAGGAUAACCGAAGGUUCAGGCUCUAGUACCAUUGACUUUAAAGCCUUCCAAGACUUGAUGUCAGACUUGUGCGAUUGGGUUGGAUUCCAAGACGAAAAGUAUGAACAAAUUGAACAAUCGUUUCUCCAUAGGUUGUUCCAGAAGUGGGACUUGGAAAACAACGAAGUAUUAACAUUCAAAAAUUUGGUGAUGGGAAUCAACUCUUUGGUGGAGCCUGAUCUCAUGACGUCGAUGUCUAAUUUCUUUGCCCUUUAUCAAGACCAGCAUGGCAAGCUUGGUAACGAUGGAAUAUUGAAGCUAUCUGAAGAUCUUCUUUACAUUACAAAUCCUUGGAAACUGGGUGCUUACGUGGACGGUAUCACACAACAAAUCAUUCAACGAGAGGUUGCUGCAGCUGUGAUUCGCGAACAAGAAGAACGCAAGAAAAAUGAGGAUUCGGAGAACAGCUCCGUUGAUGCUGAUAACCAACCUCAAGUCCAUAUUGACGAGGAAAGGUUUUUGGGCCAACAAACAGAGAGGUAUUUGCAAUCCGCCAGUAUGUUUAUCAAAAGAGCAUUUGAAUAUGCUCAACCUAAUGAAGAGGAGUUGCUCAUUGAAGACUUAAAGUUGAGCUCAGAUAUCUCACACAAUGCCGCGUUGGAUCCUUCGCAUCCUGUUUUUCUCAAUUUGCCAACGUUUCGUAUGGUAAUCUUGGCCGAUGAAACGUAUGAACUCUUGUUUACGAACACAUUAAGGGAAUCGAUUCAUCUCGAUAAACCUUUGAGCAACACAUCCAACCCAAUCAGGAAUUUGAGAGACAUGUUUGAUGGUUUACUCAAUGACGGAGUGCGAGUUGCCAAUAGAGUCCGACAGAGGAUGGAUUCCAAGGCAUCUCAAGCCAGCGGUAGUGGUGCUUCUUCAAGUAAUUCUUCAGCACGGUCCACAAAAGCCUCGAAUGCAACUGGUCCGUCCGCACAAGAUGCAGAAGACGAGGAAGAUGAAGAAGAUUUUAGGAAAGUGGUCAUUGACGAGAAGGACAAGGACUUUUUAUUAUCUUCAGAGAGUGCAACGGGUCCAGAGCUGCCUUCUUCUAGCCAAGCGAUGCAAAGCAGCACUAGCAAUACAAGUGACGGCGAAGCCAAGCCAAAGAAGUCUACGAAUGAACUUAAUUUAAUAGAAUUCUAG
Molecule: messenger RNA, 2901 nt
Organism: Lodderomyces elongisporus
Lineage: Eukaryota; Fungi; Ascomycota; Pichiomycetes; Serinales; Debaryomycetaceae
Gene: GYP2
Product: Gyp2p
Exons: 1
Coding region: 1-2901 (966 amino acids)
Source: RefSeq, a predicted model, not a curated record